GCCUCAUGAGCCGCCGCUUCCUGCUUCUGCUAUCCGGGUCACUCCUCCAAACCCGCUGCCGCAUGCUUAGCCCCGACCCCAUCCUGCCUCCUAAAAGGCCUCGCAGGGACCUCAUGGCUCGGCCUCGGAUCGGGACGCACAACGGCACCUUCCACUGCGACGAGGCGCUGGCGUGCGCACUGCUUCGCCUCCUGCCGGAGUACAAGGAUGCAGAGAUUGUGCGCACUCGGGACCCUGAAAAACUGGCUUCAUGUGAUAUCGUUGUGGAUGUGGGUGGCGAGUACGACCCUCAGAGACACCGCUAUGACCAUCACCAGAGGACUUUCACAGAGACCAUGAGCUCCCUGUGCCCUGGGAAGCCGUGGCAGACCAAGCUGAGCAGUGCGGGAUUGAUCUAUCUGCACUUCGGGCACAAGCUGCUGGCCAAGUUGCUGGGCACUAGUGAAGAGGACAGCAUUGUGGGCACCCUCUUUGACAAGAUGUAUGAGAACUUCGUGGAGGAGGUGGAUGCUGUGGACAAUGGAAUCUCCCAAUGGGAAGAGGGGGAGCCUCGAUAUACUCUGACCACUACUCUGAGUGCCCGCGUGGCUCGGCUUAACCCCACCUGGAACCAGCCCAACCAGGACACCGAGCAUUCUCAGGCAGGCUUCAAGCGCGCAAUGGACCUGGUUCAAGAGGAGUUCCUGCAGAGACUAGAUUUCUACCAGCACAGCUGGCUGCCUGCCCGGGCCUUGGUGGAAGAGGCCCUGGCCCAACGAUUCCAGGUGGACCCAAGUGGGGAGAUAGUGGAGCUGGCAAAAGGCGGAUGCCCCUGGAAAGAACAUCUAUUCCACCUGGAAUCUGGGCUAUCCCCACCAGUAGCUAUCACCUUUGUUAUCUACACUGACCAGAAUGGACAGUGGAGAGUCCAGUGUGUACCCAAGGAGGCCCACUCUUUCCAAAGCCGGCUGCCUCUGCCAGAACCAUGGCGGGGUCUUCGGGAUGAUGCUCUGGACCAGGUGAGUGGGAUCCCUGGAUGCAUCUUUGUCCAUGCCAGUGGCUUCAUUGGUGGUCACCGCACUCGAGAGGGUGCCUUGAGCAUGGCCCGUGCUACUCUGACCCAGCGCACAGCAACUAUGCCUCCUCCUGAAAAUCCUCCAAGCCAAUAAAACCUC
Messenger RNA from Dipodomys ordii (Ord's kangaroo rat), 1154 nucleotides. RefSeq names its product chromosome unknown open reading frame, human C12orf10 (gene Myg1). Bases 6 to 1148 code for a protein of 380 amino acids. Gene Ontology annotation, cellular component: nucleus; cytoplasm. The transcript has 7 exons. The record is from RefSeq and is a predicted model, not a curated record. NCBI's taxonomy places the organism in Eukaryota, Metazoa, Chordata, Mammalia, Rodentia, Heteromyidae.